GGGUGGGCCGCGUUGAGAGCUGCCGGCGGCCGCGGUGGAUGGGGCGCCCAUGAGCUUCGGGGCAGAGCCGCCCGGCCAGGCCCGGGAGCCCCUGGGCAUGGCCGCAUACUGCGACGGCUCGGGCGUCUGCCCGGCCCCGCACAGCCAGGCCCGGGCAGCCUCGCACCCCGCGGGCUACGGGCGCGGCGACCUAGACGCGACGGGCGGCGGCCCGCGCCUGUGGUUGGACGCGCCGGGCCUCAGCCCCGCGCCCUUUGCGCCCGGCCUUGGACCUGCGUCCCCCUACGCGCCCCCGGGCUACGCGGCCCCCGGCCCGCUCCUGGGCGCCGCGGGCGGCCUGGCGGGUGCCGACCUAGCUUGGCUGAGCCUCUCGGGGCAGCAGGAGCUGCUGAGGCUCGUGCGCCCUCCCUACUCAUACUCCGCGCUCAUCGCCAUGGCCAUCCAGAGCGCGCCGCUGCGGAAGCUGACGCUCAGCCAGAUCUACCAGUACGUGGCCGGCAACUUCCCCUUCUACAAGCGCAGCAAGGCGGGCUGGCAGAACUCCAUCCGCCACAACCUGUCGCUCAACGACUGCUUCAAGAAGGUGCCCCGCGACGAGAACGACCCAGGCAAAGGCAAUUACUGGACCCUGGACCCAAACUGUGAGAAGAUGUUCGACAACGGGAACUUCCGAAGGAGGCGGAAGAGGAGAGGGGAGGCGGGCGCAGCCGCACUCCCGGGAGCGGGGAGCCCCGACGGAGCCCCGGCGCCCGAGCCGGACGCCCUGGGCACGGGGUCCCCGGACCUGCAGGCCGCGCCGUCCCCGCCCGCGCCCGAGGCCGCCGCCUGCUUCUCCAGCUUCGCCUCAGCCAUGGGCGCCCUGGCUGGCGGCCUCGGCGCCUUCCCCGGGGGGCUGGCGGGGGACUUUUCCUUCGGGAGGCCGGCGGCCGUGGCUGCCACCGGCCACCCGCCCCCCAGCCCUUCGCCCAGCUUCCCCGCUGGUCAUCAGACUGCGGCCGCUGGCUUCCGCGUGGGUCACUUCGUGUACAGCCGGGAAGGGACCGAAGUUUGAGGGGAGCCCGCGGAUCGCCCCAAGGGCCCUCCCCAGAGGUGCUGAGCGGAAGGAAGCGCCAGUCCUCCCCUGAUGAAGGCCCCACAGGUCAGGGCCGCUGGGAGGGACCAGGGCCCGCAGAGCCCAGCGGGGACUGAGCUGGGGCAGCCCGGCACCCGCCUGCCCCUCACCCAGGAGACCUGUCGGUGGGGCAGGGGGGCUCUCCCUGCUGACUGCUCCGGCCUUUCCUUUUCGGUUCUCUGGCCUGAGAUCCAGGCUCUCCCCGGGUGGGGGUGGGGGUCUGCCUUAAAGGGACCAGAGCUGGCUCUCAGCCCCAGCUUUUUGAGGGAGCUGGGGGACCCCAAAGAGCUUUCUUCUUCAUGCUGGUGGGGGUCAGCUGGGACCCCGUGUGCAGAGAUUCCCGCCUCCGGCCCUGCCUGGCACACACUCUCCUUGCUUCUUCCCUCCUGGCCGCCCUUCCCUCCCCACUCUCCAGGGACACCUGGGUCAUGUUUCAGACGGACUUUCCAACAGUUGGAACUGCCCACAGGGGUGGGGAGGGAGAAGGGCUGCCAGGUGGUCAGCGGACCCUAGGGACCCCAGCCCCCUUCCCUGUCACUCAGCCCCCAUUUCACUGCCCCUGCCCCUCAGGUGCCUCCGGGGACCCGGAGUCCCAGGAUGGGCUCCCCUUUGCCCCACCCCCCGCCCCUCCUGCGUUCACACGUGCUCAGGGGAGGCGGCCCAAGGCCACCCUGGUGUCCCUCUCUCCUUUCGGCCCUUCACCUGGACAGAGCCGGCCCCUGCAACAGAGCUGGGCAGCGGCCUCCUGUGUGAAUGUAAGCCUUCUCCUCCCCAGUUUGUUUUUACCAGAAGUUGCUCUUUGGAGCCGUUAGGAGGUGGCAUUUUGUUUGCCCUUGGUGUCCCCCGAGUCUCUCUCUGGCAGCUGCCCCCCACCACACACUCCGGCCACCCCUGUGCUUCUGGUUCCUGCAGGAGCUCGGGCCCUGGGCAGGCAUGUGCCCCUUGCCCGCGCCGGAGAGGGGGGCUUGCUCCAGAAGGGACCAGGGAGGAGACACUGCGGACCUGGGGGAGGGCAGCAGGUGCGGGGGCCUGAGCUGAUGGGCCGCGGUGUGUGAGUGUGUGUGUGAGUGUGUGUGAGUGUGUGAGAGAGAGAGCGAGUGAGACCCGGCCAGGGGCAGGGGCAAGGGCGAGGGAAGGUGAGGCUUGCACAGAACGAGGCAAGCGCUGGGGCGAGUCUGGCCCCGGGCCCCGCCUCCCUGAGUCCCUGGGGCUCCCGGAGAGUCGCUGACCCCCCCACCUCUCGUCCUGCUGCUGCCCGUUCCGUCGGUGGUCACGGGUCUCCCCGCCAAACUCACAGCCGACCCCAGAUCCCUCUGGGGGGAACGCUCCCCAAAGGUAGUGUGAUUGAUGCAGGCCAGGGAAAGAAAAGAAAGUCUCUACCUUCCAGACGAGAGAAUUUCACUUGGAACCUAUUUGAAUAAACCGAAGUGCCAGAAAGAAACACCGGUGCCCGCGGCUUGGACGUGCCCACCGUUGCGUACGUCACAGAACCCACCGCCG
This is a messenger RNA of Phyllostomus hastatus (greater spear-nosed bat), 2611 nucleotides long. RefSeq names its product forkhead box I2 (gene FOXI2). Gene Ontology annotation, molecular function: RNA polymerase II cis-regulatory region sequence-specific DNA binding; DNA-binding transcription factor activity, RNA polymerase II-specific. The record is from RefSeq and is a predicted model, not a curated record. Bases 50 to 1051 code for a protein of 333 amino acids. Gene Ontology annotation, biological process: cell differentiation; anatomical structure morphogenesis; regulation of transcription by RNA polymerase II. The transcript is spliced from 2 exons. NCBI's taxonomy places the organism in Eukaryota, Metazoa, Chordata, Mammalia, Chiroptera, Phyllostomidae.